AUGGAGCCUCGAAAGGCAAAAUUAAUUGACAGCUUCAAUCUUGAUGCGUCGCAUUUCGAACUCAAUGCCAUUUUCCGAGGGGCCCAGUUGACACUGGUUGGAGCCUACAGGGCAUUGCAAAAUCCGGAUCUAUUCACUGCCGAGUACUAUAAGCAAGCCAUAUACGCCGUGUUAGCUGGACUCGGAAUCCGGCUGCUGGUAGCAAUUCCGAUAAUAGCGGCGAGGCUUGUAUUAUGGUUCACCUCGCUGCUCUAUCCCCGUGACCAAGUCUCAUGGGAAGAUUCUGUUACCGAUUGGCUGAACUUCAUGGGAGAUUCUGUCCUUCAGCUCCCAUUCUUCCUCAUGAUGGUAAUGCGUCAUGUAGUUCCCACUCUAGACAACCUAGCAGGCCUUUCGAUUGUGGUGCUCGCCUUAUCAUACACCCCGAUAUUUGGCCAACUGAUACUCCCUUUAGUGAGUUUCUACACAUUUCACAAGUCGGUCGGACUUGGGCCUGCUUCCAUCAUCUUUGGAAGCGGCCUCUUCUUGCCUCGAAGGUAUCUCAUCAUCUUUUUACAGAGUUACUACUCGUCCCGGAACUUAAUGAAUGAACUUUUAGAGCCUUACUUCACGCGUGUCCAGUUUUCGCGAGAAGAAAAGCGGAACUGGUUCAGAAGCCGCGAAGGUGUCUUGUUUGGGUUUGGUCUUGGGUUUUAUGUGCUCAGUAGAGUACCCCUGUUCGGAGUUUUGGUAUAUGGAAUUGCAGAGGCCUCGACUGCAUAUCUUGUCACUAAGAUCACCGAUCCCCCGCCGCCGCCCUCUGACAUAGGGGAUUUCGCCAGGAGUCAGCAAACUUGGCGUAACAAACACGAGUUCCUUAGUCUUAACCUUUUAACCAUGGACGACAUGCAGACGGGACCAGCCCUUACACCUAGAGAAAAGCAGGACGCGCUGUCGCUCUGA
Metarhizium brunneum ARSEF 3297 is the source of this 942-nucleotide messenger RNA. NCBI's taxonomy places the organism in Eukaryota, Fungi, Ascomycota, Sordariomycetes, Hypocreales, Clavicipitaceae. The record is from RefSeq and is a predicted model, not a curated record.